Molecule: messenger RNA, 2498 nt
Organism: Rhagoletis zephyria (snowberry fruit fly)
Lineage: Eukaryota; Metazoa; Arthropoda; Insecta; Diptera; Tephritidae
Product: protein turtle-like
Source: RefSeq, a predicted model, not a curated record
UUCGCUUCUCCACAUUUCUUUCUCUCUGCUCCACAAAGAUUUAAACAAACCCGAAUAUCAAGUCUAACCACGAUACUUAUUGCCAUACUACACUGGAUCUGGCCACCGGAUCGCUGCACCAACUGCCACUCCAUCUAUAGUUCGCCACACUUGGAGGAGAACGGCGCGCGUGAUCUCCACUCUGUUAGUCAAAUUCAGCGCUCAGUCGACGGGCGCUUCGUCAUCGCUGGCACAAAGAGUGGCAGCAAUGGCAAACUCAAUGCGCUUACCAAUGGCAAUGAACUGGAUGGCAUAGAUGAAGUGGAUGCCACUCCGACCAGCCGCAAUAGCCACGCAUCCCAAAACUCUUCCAGCGAUGACGGUGGUUUUCUAUCGCGUCGCAACUUCAUUACAGCGCGCGCCUCCUGGCGUCGCCCUCUCGUCGCAGCACCCUCGCAGUUGAGCUUGCAAUCGGCUGUCGGAUCAGCACGUGGCUUCCUGCAGGGUCUAGGCGGAUUACUGCGCGUUGGAAGCAAUAGCGCCGUUAGCGGGAGCAAUAAUGGACUGGCAGGUUUUACAGCAGCUAACAUGGCAUCGCCUUCAGGGGAAGAUGUGGCCGGCAAUACAGGCGCACGCUACCAGAACAUCUAUCGUGGACACUAUGGACACAAUAUUUACCGAAACCUGCAGCCAGCACAACCUGCCAGCCGUCCAUUGCAUAUCAACACUUUGAGCGGUGGUGGUACGCUAUUCGGCGGUCAUCAGUAUCACCAGCAGCACGUGCAUGGACUGAACCUAACACCCAAUAUUUAUACACCCUCGCGCAUCUCACGCAUUUUCUCCAGCUCUCCGGCCAGCACGCCAAACGACACGCUGGGCGGCGGCACACAUCAUCACAUCGGCGGCGGUCUCAACGCAGGGGCGCCGCUUGGCAGUGGUGGCUUCCUCAGCUCGCCGUGGUCAAUGGCUACACCCGGUAGCGGUCACAUGCACACACAUUUUAGUGAUUUGAGUAGCGUAUACCCAGGCUCAGCCGAACGCUCGUUGCCCACACUGUCAGCCACCAGUGGCAAUCUCAGCCGAUACCGUUACUAUGCACAAGAGCUACCAUCGCUGCGCACCAUACAAGAGGAGACACGGCGCUACAACCAGCAGCAGCAUCAAGAGGAACAGCAGCAACAGCAACAACAGGAUUUGCUAACGUCAGAUGGGUUUGUGCCACUGCAAAUACCCUCACCGCCCGCAUGGCGCAACUACUAUAGCACCCAACUGCCAUAUCAUAGCUACCGUCCGCGCACGCGCUGGUAUCCCCGCCACUACGCGCGACUCUUUGGUCGCACACACCCCGAACAAAUGUCACCGCUGCCGCAUUUAAACCUCACGCUGCGCUCGGCGUCAGUUGGCGCCAUGGGGCUCGAAGCAUCGCCAGAGUCACGCUCCAGCUCGAGUGGCUUCGGCUCGAAAAAUACCUCCAACCACCCGCAAGGAUCUCAUCACUCUGGUAGCACCAGUGAAUGGCGAUUACUGCCACCAUAUCGACCACCUCCACCGCCACCGCUCAGCAGUAGCGCCUACUUCGGUCUAGCGCAACCGAGUUUGCAUCAGCAGGCGCAGGGACAAGGACAAGCGCCAGCCAGCCACCACCACCAACAACUACACCAUCCAUCACUAUUCGGCUCAAGCUCAUUACCCUACUAUCCUCACUACGGCAGCGUGACUGCAGGCAGUCUGCAGCAACAACACCAUCACCACUACCAGCAGCAGCAGCAGCAGCAAAGACCCACAACGCCACCCUACACAAUGGAACACUGGCUGGGUAUGAUCUCAGACCUAAACGCAGCCACCGACAAUGUUCAUCUACCGAAAUCGGUUGAUGUGGGCAGUGUGGAUGGCCACUACGAGUUUGACCCGGCGACGCCAACGCCCAGUGUAUCCACACCUACAGGCGGUCUGCUGCGCGAAGAUCUCAAUCUGCACGUAGAUACAACCGGCCAUCAUACGCUUGGCCCUCUAAGCAGUGCGGGCAUUUUCCAACACGCUACCAGUAGCGCGCUUACAUCAGGCGCAGCGACGUAUGGCGGUCCAAUGCGAAAAACACGUUUCUCACGCUACGAUAAUGUAGAAGCGCGACUGCAGGCGAUGCGUGAAGAAUUCUACGAGUAUCGCAAGCGACAGGCCAUGCAACAGGCGGGUGUGGCGGAGUUGGAGAGUGUUUGCUGAUAAGGGGAUUGCAAGAUUUGUGAGUAAGUAUCUAAAGCGUGUGUGUAUAAUUGCGUAGGCAAUUCGGUAGCUACGUAUGCAUGUGUGUAUGCCUGUAGUUAUAGCAUUAAGUAGAGUGUUAGGCUAAGUUUAGGGAAGCUUAAUAUCAAAUGUGUUUUUUUUUUUUUUGGAAAAACUGUACGAUUAGAAUUGGGAAUAUUGCUUUCAUUAAAAAAAGAGCCGCAAAAAGUAGCAUUCAUAAGAGAGUACGAUGUAAAAUGCAAGCGAAUAUUUCUUACUGCCCAUAUUUAAAAAUUAUA